GAGUCUGUGUAUUCUGCAGCCAGUGAGGUGGUUUCUCCUCCUUUGUACAAAAACAUGUUAUUUGUCGGCAUCGUAUUCAUUAACGUCUAUAUGUGAUCUAAUCUAAACGUGAACUCAUCUUUAAAACAUAAAGUACAUUGUACUGUUAAUUUAUCAACACACACUUUAAAGAGUUUAACCGUUGUGACAACUCAAUUAAAAGCUCUACUUCUGACAAUAGAACCAGACUUCAACGCACUCUGAUUGUCAUCUGACGCGUUUGAACCUCCUCCGCUAGUGCAGGCUCUCAAAACAACAAGGGAACUCACUCGUUCAUCCACACUUCCCGUACGAGCCGCGAAACAUUACAACACAUCUGCGCCGCGUGAUGACAUCGCCGCCUUGAUGUAGUUCACGUCGGUGGUGUGGUUUUAAACAGUCACAACUCAUGCGUGUGACAGUCAGCAUGUCUGCUCUCCAUUUAAAGCUGGUGACCACCUUCUGUCUCUGCUGCACGGCCCUGAGCGGCCCAGGGAGCAGCGGAGUGGAGUGGAAAGAUGUUGGAGGAAACGUAACCAUCGGCUGCCGGCCUCCUGAAGAAGGCCAGACGUCCCUGAGUCUGAGGAAGGGUGAGGCCCAAAUCUUGUACGUACAUGGCAAAUCAAGAAGAGAAACCAUUGCCUCAGAAUUCUCAGGCAGACUUCAGUUGACUGGAGAAUUCCCCGACAUCGACAUUAUCAUCAAAAACCUGACCUCGGACGACACAGGAGCGUACUGGUGCGAGUACGAUACUGAGAUGCUGGGAAAUGGGUCGGUGCUCCUGGUGGUGACAGGGAGCAGCGGAGUGGAGUGGAAAGAUGUUGGAGGAAACGUAACCAUCGGCUGCCGGCCUCCUGAAGAAGGCCAGACGUCCCUGAGUCUGAGGAAGAGUGAGGCCCAAAUCUUGAACGUACAUGGCAAAUCAAGAAAAGAAACCAUUGCCUCAGAAUUCUCAGGCAGACUUCAGUUGACUGGAGAAUUCCCCGACAUCGACAUUAUCAUCAAAAACCUGACCUCGGACGACACAGGAGCGUACUGGUGCGAGUACGAUACUGAGAUGCUGGGAAAUGGGUCGGUGCUCCUGGUGGUGACAGAUACGAUGAGGUGUGAGGAGCCAAACGACAAUUUGACCCUGGUGUCGCUUUUGAUCUGUGGGGCCGUCCUGCUGUUGCUCAUCUUAGGCUUCCUCAUAUGGAUCAUCCGCAAGAUGUGCACACCAAGGAAACCGCAGCGCGUCCCUGGCAAUGAUGUUUAUGAGGACAUGCGUGCAACAAUCAGACGCUGAAGAUGUCGGCGUGCAGGCGAGCGGCCUGAAACCAGACGAUGAGUCUGCAUCGCUCCAAGUGAUGCAUGCGAGGAUAUGUCCCUCAGCCAAGACCUGCGACGUCUCCUCGUGUCUGGGUGAAAGACUGUUGUGGCAAUUCCAUGAAUUGCCAACAAAACACCCAGCUCUGUUUGAAUGUACAGAGAAAAACAAAAGUCUGAAUUUGUUUGUCUUUUAUUGGCACGAAAAUGAACUGGAUUGGACCCUUACAUGUAUUUUUAAUGUAAAUAUAUCUUUUUCAAUUUUGUACAUUUCUUAUAACGUUACAUUACAGGUCAUUUAGCUGACGCUUUUAUUCAUUUUUAACGCAUGGCUAUUUACAUUUUUGCCCGGGGAGCAAUUAGGGGUUAGGUGUCUUGCUCAGGGACACUUGGACAUGAGACAUGGAGCAGCCGGGACUCGAACCGCCAACCUUGCGGCUCCCAGCGGUUUACUUGAAUGUCAUAUACAUGAUGUUACUAUUGUGAUCAUCAUGGCUGUAAUUAUCGUCGUCCGGAAUAAAGCAAUAAACCACUA
Molecule: messenger RNA, 1858 nt
Organism: Gasterosteus aculeatus aculeatus (three-spined stickleback)
Lineage: Eukaryota; Metazoa; Chordata; Actinopteri; Perciformes; Gasterosteidae
Source: RefSeq, a predicted model, not a curated record